Hypoxylon trugodes is the source of this 1893-nucleotide messenger RNA. RefSeq names its product RabGAP/TBC. The transcript has a single exon. The record is from RefSeq and is a predicted model, not a curated record. Lineage: Eukaryota; Fungi; Ascomycota; Sordariomycetes; Xylariales; Hypoxylaceae. Bases 1 to 1893 code for a protein of 630 amino acids.
AUGGCAUCUAUGCCAACUGAAGAGCUAAGAUCCAGUUACCGGUCACAGCUUUCAGCAUCAACAGCACAAGGAACCGUUAUCACCGAGAGGAGUAGCGUCGCAACGAAGAGCAGUUCUAUAACCUCAGUCUACGGCCCGAUCGACGUAGAUGGUGCGGACGAUGCGGUCGAUGAUAGCUUCAGUAUAGAUGAUGUGAUGGGAAUGUAUGAGAAGGGGUUCUACGACGACUCGGCGCCCGAAGAAGACAAUAACGAAUUGGUGGACUCGAGACCACCAACCGCCAAAUCAGAGUUGAGCAGAAGGAAAACCGCCAUGUUAGAAGCUAUGACUGAUUUAUUGCCGAUGCCGGGAGCACGAGACUCUACUCACAUCGAUCCGAUUGUACGAGAGUCUACCGCUAUGUUCCAUGAUCCUGAUAUGCGCAGCCAUCUACUCGAGGAAACCCCUGAAGAACCUCCAGAGAGCAUCAACGAGCCUGAGAAUCAUGAUGCAGAGCCUAGUAUUGUCAAUAUUAUCGAUGUCGAUCUCAAAGCGGAAGACGAAGUCGAAGAUGAUAGCGAUGACGAACCACAACCUCCAGCACCCUCGCGUCAAAUGACGGACAUGACCAUUCCCGAAGAUGACGAUGAGCGAGACCGCUACGGAUUUAGAAAGAGCAAUCAGUACGUCAGCAGAGAGCAAUAUGAUCGCUGGAAUCAAGGGUAUACCGAAUACCUAGCUAGGAGACGAAAGAAAUGGACUGCAUUCCUGAGGGAACAUGGACUCAUGACAGAUAGUCCUAACCGCUUCCCCCCUCGCUCUAAUAAAGCAAAACGGUUCGUACGAAAAGGUAUACCUCCUGAUUGGAGAGGUGCAGCUUGGUUUUAUUAUGCCGGCGGUCCAGCAGUCCUCGCAAAGCACGCGGGCUUGUAUGAUGGCCUGUUAAAGCAAAAAGCCAAAGAUGUGGACGUUGAAGCCAUUGAACGAGAUCUUCAUCGUACUUUUCCGGACAAUGUGAAGUUCCGCUCUUCUCAGAUGCCAUCCGCCUCUAAUGCAAACAGCCGGCGGACUUCGAAGGAGACGGGAGGUGCUCACACGGCAGAAGAGAAACCAAUGAUUACAUCUCUACGUCGUGUUCUCCAUGCUUUCGCUAUAUAUAACCCAAGAAUUGGUUAUUGCCAAUCGCUCAACUUUCUAGCAGGGUUGCUUCUACUCUUUGUGGAAUCCGAGGAGCAAGCAUUCUGGUUACUUAAUAUUAUAACCCGAAUCUAUCUUCCUGGAACGCACGAAACGAGUCUCGAAGGUGCUAAUGUCGAUCUUGGUGUACUGAUGUCCUCUCUCAGGGAGUCUCUGCCCAAUGUAUGGGCUAAGAUAGGAGGUGAACUAGAUGGUACCGAUGCUGUAUGGCCGAAGAACUGGAAGCACAGGCAUCACAAACCCGAAUCGACGCGACUCCCACCCAUCACUCUAUGUAUGACUGCCUGGUUUAUGAGUUGUUUUAUAGGCACUCUUCCUAUCGAAAGCACUCUCCGUGUGUGGGACGUUUUCUUCUACGAAGGGUCCAAAACAUUAUUCCGAAUAGCUCUGGCGAUUUUCAAAAUAGGCGAAGGCGAGAUCAAGGCCGUGACAGAUCCUAUGGAGAUCUUCCAGGUGGUACAGACGAUACCUCGCAGACUUGUUGACGCCAAUGCGUUAAUAGAAGCCUGUUUCAAGCGCCGCAAUGGCUUCGGUCACCUUAGCCAGGAAGCCGUCGACCAAAAGAGAGAGGAUAGAAGGAACCAAGUCAAGGCUGAAAAGAAUAAGCUCGCAACCGGCCACGACACACAUGCAGAUGCGGAUGUGAGGAGGAAAGCAACUCUAUUCGGCCGACGAAGAGAAAGAGAUCACGCUCAUGCUCACGCCGAGCUCGUGUGA